This is a messenger RNA of Amyelois transitella, 2218 nucleotides long. Its product is annotated as zinc finger protein OZF-like. NCBI's taxonomy places the organism in Eukaryota, Metazoa, Arthropoda, Insecta, Lepidoptera, Pyralidae. The coding region runs from base 105 to 1568 and encodes 487 amino acids. The record is from RefSeq and is a predicted model, not a curated record. Gene Ontology annotation, biological process: regulation of transcription by RNA polymerase II. Gene Ontology annotation, cellular component: nucleus. The transcript has 4 exons.
CAGAAGAGACUAAGUAGCGGUACUUGUUAUUUUUACGAAAGAUUUCGAUUUCUUCGUAAGAUAUCCAAAAAAUAUGUUGUUAAUUAAUUAACUAAAUCAGCAAAAUGUCCUCCGAGUCCGUCACAAUCAAGAAAGAGCCCGACAUCGAGCCGGCAGUGCAGCAAAAUGUGGGUCAUAACGGUGAUAUGUCCCAACCAGAAUUUGUCAACAUUAAGAUCGAAAUUGAACCUCAUCAUCCCGAAAUUAGUAUAAAAACCGAGCCCACAUCAGACAACGAGGAAGAUAUUCAGCAAAACCUGUGGCAUGUUCCACCUGCUCCGGUCUCGGUGAAGACGGAGCCACUGGACUACACCAUCAACAGACCACUACUGCCAGACUGCGUCGCAAGGCCGGUGCAGCUGAUUGUCGCGCCCAUUAUAUACGAACCAAACACAUCCGAGUCACAGCAUGAGGACGAAAUCCAGCCGACGCGUUUGCUGAACGGAGAAUACGUGUGUCCAAUAUGUAAAAAGAUGUUUACCACCAAAGGUCAUGCCCAAAGACACAUAGCGCUGCACUCCAGGAGGAGUCACCCGUGCCAUUCGUGCGGGAAAACUUUCACUCGCGAGGAGUUACUACAGAAACACGUAGCGACCCAGCACGAGAGGACAUACCCUUGCGAUGAAUGCCCCAAAGUAUUCCGAACGUCUUCAAACCUCCAACAACACAAGAAGAGCCACUUGAAAGACAAACCGUACUUCUGCGACAAGUGUCACAGAUACUUCGCCAUCAAGGCCAACCUGACCAAACACCAGGGGAAGAGCCGCUGCAAGAGGCCAAUAGACGAGCCGAUACAAUGCCACGUCUGCCACAAGAUAUUCCAAAAGGAGUUCCUACUAAAAAGUCAUCUAAGAAGGCACACUAGCGAGAAACCGUACUCUUGUGACGAAUGCAAAAUGAAUUUCAAAUAUAAGAGUACAUUAAUUCGCCACGUGCAAAUACAUAAAGAGGACAAGCCAUUCACUUGCGACGUUUGCGAUAAACCUUUCACACACCCCGGCCUGAUCAAACCCCACAUGAGGAUCCAUACUGGUGAAAAGCCGUACGAGUGUCCAGUGUGCAAAAAGAAGUUCUCACAUAAACAUAACAUGCAGAGACAUUCGGUUAGACACGAGAAGGUUAAACAUACAACGUGUAAUAUCUGCAAUAAGAAGUUCCCCAAAGAGAGCCGUUUGAAAUAUCACAUGAGAGUGCACAGCGAUGAAAAGUUACAGUUUGUCUGUCAGUUUUGCCCGAAGAAGUUCUCUCACAAACAGAACAUUGUGAGGCAUUACAGCAAGAAGCAUCCGGAGCAUAGUUAUAAUGAGAAGUUGACGGACGCUGGGGUCGCUUUGAAAAUUUGGCAGGAAGUGUUGAGGAAGAAUGAGUUGGUCGGCAAGAAUGAUAUUAUGAUUAAAGAGGAGAGUGAGAGAGGAGUCGUUGGACAGAAGAGUGAGAAGGGAAUGGAGAAUGAGAUUUUAAUAAAAACUGAACCGAAAACGGAGAUAGAUGUGGUUGUUAAGCAGGAAGUAAUCGAUGAUUUGUAUUAGUGCAUUUAAAUAUUUAUACGUUGGGAUAGGCAGUUGUUACAGAUCAAAACUUUCCUUUUUUUUUGUUAUACUUUAUAUUAAAACGUUAUGGUGAUUUCAGUCACUAGUAAUUACUUACAUAAUAUAUACAUAUGAAGUAUAUAGUGCCGUGAGGUUCAAGGCAGCAAUAAAAAAAAAGGACAGGAUCACUCCAUCGCGUUUACAUCCAUUCCAUCAUGGAUGUCGUAAAAGGCUGCUAAGAGAUAAGCUUAUAAACUUGGGACUCUUCUUUUAGGCGAUGGGCUAGCAACCUGUCACCAUUUGAAUCUCAAUUCUAUCAUUAAGCCAAAUAGCUGAACGCUAUUUUUUUCCAAUAUCUUUCAUAUAUACACACACAUCGCUCAGUUUCAAUGGAUAUGGAUUCUAGACAAGAUUUUCUCACAUUUAGCAAAAACAAUGGUCUAGAAAAAAAAUAUAGUUUAUGUUCUAAGUUCAUAAAUAAAAAGAAAAUAUAUCACAACUUUUUUUUUUAUAUUAGUGAGAUGUCAGAUUUUAUAAGUCAUAGAUUUAUUAUAUCUGUGUAAGUAUAGACACUGUUAAGUAAAUAUUUAAAGAUUUUUUUUAAUGUUCCUGUAAGUUAAAAUGCAAUAUUAGAUAAGAUUUGUGAUAAG